Molecule: messenger RNA, 5117 nt
Organism: Tetranychus urticae (two-spotted spider mite)
Lineage: Eukaryota; Metazoa; Arthropoda; Arachnida; Trombidiformes; Tetranychidae
Product: receptor-type guanylate cyclase Gyc76C
Biological process (GO): cGMP biosynthetic process; receptor guanylyl cyclase signaling pathway; intracellular signal transduction
Cellular component (GO): plasma membrane
Molecular function (GO): adenylate cyclase activity; ATP binding; peptide receptor activity
Source: RefSeq, a predicted model, not a curated record
UCAGCUCUUCGCCUUUUUUCCUUCACAAUCAAGUACUUACCUGUGUAUUUAUGUUUCAUUGUGGUUAUUUGAUUGUUUACCUGUUAAUAUAUAUUCUUCCAUGAUCAACCUUUCCUCAUCUUCAAUCUGUUUUGGCAUAAAUAUUGUUUAAUCCUCUUCCAACUACCUCAUCUUGUUCAUUUGGUUACCCAUUUUUUUUGCAACAUUUGCUGCUGUUGUUAUUUUUGUUAGUGCCUUUUGUUUAUGCUGUUGUUUCAUACUGUAUAUUUUAGUGUGUGAAAAUCAACAGUUUAUUUGCUUAUCAUCGCACAUCAUUCUGUUCUUCUUUCAGCUCUUAUCAAACAUUAUCAUGAUUUACUAAUGGAUAUUUAUCAUCUUUGGGUUACCUUUUCAUUUUCUCUUUUCAACUUUUCAUCAUAGUUAUUUAUUUCCAUUAUUUUUUCUCUCUCUCACACACUCUUUCUGCCUUUCUCUUUUUCUCGUAAUCUUCACUUCAAACUCAAUCUGAACGAUUCAUCCUCGGAAUUUAAUGAUAGUGGUUCACCCCAUAAGUGCAUCAUCAUUGAUAGUUUUAUAUCUUUCAAAUGGUCAACUCAAAGUGUCCAAUGUUAAUUACGUUGAAUUUACCAUCUUCGACUAUUAUAAGUUUAAUAUUCAACAAAUCAACACCAGUUUGACAACGCGUCACUAUAUUUUUAGUUUUAUCAGCAUCUUAAUCAUACUUUCAACAAGUUCUAUUGGUAUCAACACCACCAUCACCUCUGCCUCAUUUAAUAACUCACCUAAUUCAAGAUGCCUUUAAAUGUUUGCCCUCACGACAACUCAAUCAACCUUAUCCCCGGAACUUUCCUCACCAAUUCCAGCUCAACAGUAUCAACAGUCAUCAGUGAUGAUUACAACUACUGGACCCAUUGUAUCAAACUGUGUCCAACCAUCAGUAAACUUCAAUCACAAUCAACAAGUGAGUUCCACAGUAUCAUUGAAAACAGAAUCAACAGAGUUAUCUUCAACAGCAUUAGCAACCACAACCUCAACAGAAUCAACAAAUACGUUUUCAAUGAGAAGCAAUUUUGCUCCAAUUCAAGAAACUGCCCUGACAGAAAGAAAACCGCUGUCAAACCCUGUUGUUUCCGUUGUCGUCGGUCAACAGAAAAAAAGUUGCAAUUCAUCAAAUCGACUUGUAGCUGCCAUUACUGUAAUAAAUACCAUUCCCGCCACCUCAUGUACCAACUCAAGAAACCUACAAACUUCACAAGACUUUUUUUAUGUAAACCAAGCAAAGAUAAUUUCCAAUCGCUAUUACUCGAAAUCAGCCUUUAACCAUGGAUACUUAAUGAAGGCAAUCAACAGCAGGUUACUUAUUGCUAACCUAACCUUGUUCCUUUUUCUCUUAACAAAUUUCCCAGCGGUUCAAUCAACCAUCACGGUUUCCAAUAGAUUUGGAUCAAGUAACAAUCUUAUUCCUCAUCAACCAAUUAAUAAUAAUGAUGUCAACUCCUUAUACCAUCAACGAUCGGCCCUAUUGUCUUCAUCUUCAUUACCAUCUUCAUCAUUUAGCUCAUCGACAUCAUCUUUACAGCCAUCUGAACCAUCUAACUCUCACUCUUUACCUUCACCUUCACCUUCAUCGUCACCACCAUCGUCAUCUUCCUUUUCACCUUAUUCUUUAGGAGCUGUUUUAAACGGUGUAUCGCCCAACGAUAGUUGCCCAGCUAAUCUGAGUUUUGAUUGGAAAACUGAUUGUUCCGUGGGACCAGUCCUUAAAAUUGGAUACCUAACCAACAUCUAUGGCAGAGCAAAUCCUAAACGUCAAGGACUGGUUAUUUCUGGAGCCAUUACUUAUGCCAUUGAAAAAAUUAAUUCCAAUUCAACCUUUCUCAAUGGAACUCGACUCGAAUUUAUUUAUAAUGAUACUUUAGGAGAAUCAUUACAAAGCACGGCAGCCAUGCUUUAUCAAUGGUCUAAAGGUGUGAUUGGUUUUAUCGGCCCAGAAGAUUCAUGCGAUGUUGAAGCAACAAUUGCAGCUUCUCUAAAACUUCCAAUGAUCAGCUAUAAAUGUGCUGACUCUAAAGUCUCCAGGAAAGAUUUUUAUUCAACUUUUGCACGAACUUAUCCACCAGACACCCAAGUGAUUCGAUCUGUGAUAGCUCUCCUAGGUUAUUACAAAUGGAUGAAAUUUUCCAUCAUUUAUGAAAAUACACCUCAGUACACUAUUGUCGCUAAAAGUUUAGCUCGUCGCGCAUCAUCUGUAGAUUUCACUAUAAAUUCUGAAAGGCCUUUUGAAAAUUUUUUCUCCUGCUGUGAAGAUAAAAGGCCUUGUUGUCAGAAUCCAUUUCUCUCCAUAAUCGAGGAAACCCAUAAAAGUACCCGUAUUUAUGUCUUUCUAGGUGGCAUCCGAGAUCUCAUUAAAAUGCUUCUUGUCUUGAGAAUAAAAAAUCUACUCGAAAAUGGUGAAUACAUGAUUAUCUAUGUUGACUUUGAAUCUUAUUCAGAAAGUCAUUCCUAUAAAUAUAUCUGGCGAAGUGAGAUGAAUAAAGAUGAUGUUAGAGCAACUUUGGAAGCGGCCCGAUCUCUCCUGGUAAUUGUUCCCUCUCCUCCUCGCGGCCAAGACUAUUCCGAUUUUGAGGACAAAGUUCGCUUCUAUAAUGGACAACCACCUUUCAAUUUUCCAAGACCUUUCGACGGACUUAACAUGAAGAAACACAUCACCAUUUUUGCCUCUUAUCUUUAUGAUGCGGUUAUGUUGUACGCUGAAGCAGUCGCCUCCAUGUUAGCUGAAAAAGUGUGUCCCAGGAAUGGAACCGAAGUGAUCAAAAGAAUAAUUGGAAGAAAAAGAUAUCAAUCGGUUACUGGAACAUGGAUGUUGAUUGAUGAAAAUGGUGAUGUUGAGGGUAACUACACAGUAUUAUCCCUUCUUCAGGCCGAUUCCGUUGUAAAUUUGACUGGCAUUCGUAACAUAACUUUUCACCAUCUUAUGCUUCCAGUGGGCUCAUUUGAGUACGAUGAAACAACCAAUGAAACAAUCUUUCGGUUAGAUAAAGCAAUUGCCUGGGUUUCUGGUAAACCACCUGUUGAUGAGCCACCAUGCGGAUUCGAUGGGUCCAAGUGUUUAGGGCCGGAAAAUAAUCAGCGAGAGAUAAUUGCUGGAAUACUUGCUGGUCUAUUUAUUACAACAUUUCUGAUCACUGCAGUAACUUAUCGAAAUUGGAAGUAUGAACAAGAAAUUGCUGGUUUACUUUGGAAGAUUCAGUUACGUGAAUUAAAUCUAUAUUACAACGAAUCAAGUCCUCUAUCCACAUCUCGAGCGUCUCUUGGUUCGGUUGUAUCUGGUGAAUCAAGGCUUUUUCAUCAAGCUUAUACUCAGACUGCAAUCUAUCGAGGAACAAUUGUCGCUGUAAAGGAGUUGAGGUUCAGUCGUAAAUCAAUUGACUUACCACGCGAGAUAAAAAAGGAGAUGAAAUUAUUGAAAGAAAUUCACCACGAUAAGAUUAAUCCUUUCAUUGGUGCUUACAUUGAACCUAAUUGUGUUUAUAUCGUGACAGAAUAUUGUGCCAAAGGAAGCUUACAAGAUAUUCUUGAAAAUCCCAAUUUCAAAUUAGAUUGCAUGUUUAUUGCCUCUCUUGUGUUUGACCUUAUUUCAGCCAUGAUUUACCUUCACGAAUCAGAUAUCAAAGUUCACGGUAAUUUGAAAUCAACCAAUUGUCUGAUAACAUCUCGUUGGGUACUUCAAGUAACAGAUUUUGGUUUACACCAGCUACGAAAAUCAGCUGAUCAAGGCUCAAUGGUUAACUCAGACAACUAUUACCGUAAUUUAUUGUAUACAGCACCAGAGUUACUAAGAGAGCCUCAAGUAAAGGGAACACAGAAAGCUGAUGUUUAUGCUUUUGCAAUUAUUUUACACGAAAUUAUUGUUCGCGAAGGUCCAUUUAACCUCAAUUCAGAAGAGAACAAGUUUACACCAAGUGACAUCAUUGCCAAAUUAACCCAACAACCAACUGGACCAGAUGAUUUACCCUUCAGGCCUAAUCUAGUAAUUUUACAAUGUCAAGAGUAUAUUAUUAAUACAAUGAAAGAUUGUUGGUCUGAAUAUCCUGAUUUAAGGCCAGACUUUCGUACAAUCCGUACUCGUCUUAAAAAGAUGCGUGUUGGUCUGAAAGCAAACAUUAUGGACAAUAUGAUGGCAAUGAUGGAAAAAUAUGCCAACAAUUUGGAAGAAUUGGUUGAAGAAAGAACUGAACAAUUAGCUGAAGAAAAGAAGAAAACUGAAUCACUAUUAGAUAGGAUGUUACCUAAAUCAGUUGCUGCUCAAUUAGUUAGAGGUGAAAGUGUCUGUCCAGAAUCAUUUGACGCGGUUACCAUAUUUUUCAGUGACAUUGUCGGUUUUACUGCAAUGUCAGCUGAAUCAACACCAAUGGAAGUUGUAAAUUUUCUCAAUGAUUUGUAUACUCUGUUUGAUUCCAUAAUCACUAAUUACGAUGUUUACAAAGUGGAAACAAUUGGUGAUGCUUACAUGGUAGUUAGUGGUUUACCCAUACGAAAUGGUGAUAAACAUGCCUCCGAAAUUGCUUCCAUGGCUCUGGAAUUGUUGGAUUCUGUUAAAACAUUUAAAAUCCAUCACAGGCCCGAUGAAACUCUUCAAUUACGCAUAGGCAUUCAUACAGGUCCAGUUGUUGCUGGUGUUGUUGGUUCAACUAUGCCUCGAUACUGUCUAUUUGGUGAUACAGUGAAUACAGCUUCAAGAAUGGAGUCUUAUGGUGAAGCACUCAAAAUUCAUAUAAGUCCACAAUGUCGUAAUCAUUUAACUAAACUCGGCGGUUAUUUGAUCGAGGAAAGAGGUUUUGUUAAGCUGAAAGGCAAAGGUGAAAUAUUAACCUAUUGGCUAGUCGGUCAUAUUGAUGGCAUCCAAGCUCGUCGUGAUGUAUCUGGAAGUCAAACUGAAUACAAUAGUCUACCAACAGGAUUGUUUGCUGAAUUAACCUAACAUAGCUUAAUUAAAGCAAAAUUUAUAGUGAAAUGUGAAAAAAUAAGCUUAUUAUAAGCAAAGUAAUAUUUUAAAACAAAAGAAAGAGAAAUGUCUUGAAAAAUAUUAAAAAAAAUAUUCAUUCUUAAAGCUCAUA